AUGGCCCAAGAUUUAUCUUCUCGGUGCCUAUUGUUUGCCUGCUUUGAGCAGCUGGGGAAAUUGUUUUCCCGUGUUCUUUGGGCUUUGCAAAGUCCCACCGAAAUCCACGAAAUACUUGCGAUACCUAAAAUUAUAUUGUGUUCAUCAGACGGUGCCAUCCGUUCUAAGCGUAUAUAUAGAGUGUUUGGAAGAUGCCAGAGGGUUCCAGUGCUAGACAUUUACCAAUAUGAAGUUUCUCCGGGUGCUCUCCAGCAUCUGAGGACCACCUUGCAGAAGCUGUCCCGCACAGGUUUCACAUGGCAGGAUGACUAUACCCAGCAUGUGAUGGCCCAGGAACUCUCAAGCCUCCCCAGAACAUACCUACAACAUCCUGAAGCUUCCUUAAGAGAGGGGACGUCAAAACCGAGUGUUGAUAAUGAAAGAAGGUAUAGCCUGGAGAAUGACGUUACCUUGGCCAAGACACUUCAGCAAUACCUUCCAUAUCUGGGGGUCCUGUCCCAGGCCACGGCUUCAAAUGUGUACCCGAGGACGAAGAAUGACAAACCACCAAUUAAGAGUGAUGAUCCCUUCCCAGAGAGCAUGCUGACCUACAUGGCUCAAGCCUCCAAAGGAAGUAGUUCUGCUCUGACCUACCCUCCCAUGUCUUGGGCCAACUACCCUGAGGAUAUUUCACUGCGGACCCUUGGCCCACUCCAGCCAGACGAGCUCAGUCCUAAAGUGGACAGUGGCCUGGACAGACAGAACCUGAUCGCGGCCCUCAGCGCCUACGCUGCUCAGAGACCUGCAGCACCAAAUCUGGACAAGGGUACUGCGCACCGCAGCGGCAUCCUGGCGCCUCCCGUGCCUCGCACAGAUCGCUAUGAGUCAGCCCCUGAGGAGGACGACCUGGGGAUGCUGUACCUUCUCCGAGCGCAUUUGAGAGCAUUGAAGCCCAUUACGACCCCCACAGCCCAGCAGAAGUGGCCUCCUGGUCUGGAAGAUCCCAAGGAGCCCCUCAGCGAAGGAGAUGAAGCAUUUAUCCAGAAUCUCCUGAAGGAACUAAGAAAGCAUCCGAUCACUGUGGACAAUCUGGGUGUCUUGGAGCUGGAUGAGGUGGCCAAUGUGAUUGCUAAUGCCAUGAAAGGUGGAGAUGCAGAAGAGGAUCAGGAAAGUCAUGGAAGAGAAUCUAACGGGAAACCCAGAGAACAGGCAAACAGCUCAGAAGCAGCGUUUUAUGAAAAUGACAAGAAGGAUAACAGAGUAGAAGAAGAUGAUGAUACAAUUUAUGAAAAGGCCAAACACUUAAAUGUCAAAUUCGGGAACCUCUUGAAGGAAUUCAAGCCCCAACACUUGCCUGAAGCUGUCCCUCUUGCCAAGUCUUUUAAAAUGGAUAUCAAGAAAUCGGAGGACCUGGCGUCCUCAGAAGAAGACAGUGUUGGGGUUGAAAAUGUCAAGAGUCAGACUUUCUUCAAAGAUCUAUUUGAUAAGAAGCCAAAUUCUGAGCCUAGUGUGGAUGGUCUUGGGGAUUAUCAAACCUGGAUUCCAGGGGCUUUGAAGCAACACGAAAGCCUUCAAGCUGGAUCUCAGCAACACACAAGCAUAGGCCUGCAAUUAGAAGUCAAAUCUUCCGAUGAUGAGGAAUACGGCUACAUUGUCACAGAAAAUGACCCUCUGAGCCUGAGAAAGGGAAAGGAGUUGAUAGAGGACCUGGCACAUCUCCUGAAGGUGCCGAUAAGCGCUUUUGCAGAUAUCAGUGUUCUGGGACCAGCCGUGACCUUCAAAGUGAACCCCAAUACCCAAAACGUGACAACUGCAGAUGUUGCUAAGGCAGCAGUUGACAACAAAGACAAACUUGAAGAAACUUCUGGACUGAAAAUUCUUCAAACUGGAAUUGGGUCGAAAAGCAAGCUGAAGCUUCUGCCUCAUCAGAUAGAGCAAGAAGACUCCACCAAGUUUGUGGUCCUCACCCUGCUCUCCAUUACAUGCAUUGUUGGGGUCCUCUUGGCUUCAGGAAUCAUCUACUGCCUGCGCCACAGUUCUCACUACAAGCUGAAGGAGAAGCUCUCAGGAUUAGGGGGGGACCCUGGCUCAGAUGCCACUGCUGCUUAUCAGGAGCUGUGCCGGCAGCGCAUGGCCGUGAGGUCCUCAGAGCGCCCUGAGCCCCUGCACACUUCCCGCAUCAAUAGUGUCUCCUCCCAGUUCAGCGAUGGGCCAAUACCCAGCCCCUCAGCUCGGAGCAGCACCUCGUCCUGGUCAGAGGAGCCUGUCCAGUCCAACAUGGACAUCUCCACCGGUCACAUGAUCCUGUCCUACAUGGAAGACCACCUGAAGAACAAGAACCGCCUGGAGAAAGAGUGGGAGGCACUCUGUGCCUACCAGGCAGAGCCCAACAGCUCCGUGGUGGCACAGAGGGAGGAAAACAUGCAGAAGAACCGCUGUUUAGCUGUGCUGACAUAUGAUCACUCCAGGAUCCUGCUGAAAUCCGAAAACAGCCACAGCAAAUCUGACUACAUCAACGCCAGCCCCAUUAUGGAUCAUGACCCAAGGAACCCUGCGUACAUCGCAACUCAAGGGCCACUUCCUGCAACCGUGGCAGACUUCUGGCAGAUGGUCUGGGAGAGCGGCUGUGUGGUUAUUGUCAUGCUGACGCCCCUCACGGAGAAUGGAGUCAAGCAGUGCUACCACUACUGGCCAGAUGAAGGUUCUAACCUUUACCACAUCUAUGAGGUAAAUUUGGUCUCUGAGCACAUCUGGUGUGAGGAUUUUCUAGUAAGAAGCUUUUAUCUGAAGAAUCUCCAAACCAAUGAGACUCGGACGGUGACCCAGUUCCAUUUCCUUAGUUGGUAUGACCAGGGCGUUCCAUCCUCCACGAGAUCACUUCUGGAUUUCCGAAGAAAAGUAAACAAGUGCUACAGGGGCCGUUCUUGUCCAAUAAUUGUUCAUUGCAGCGAUGGCGCAGGAAGAAGCGGCACCUACGUGCUGAUUGACAUGGUUCUCAAUAAGAUGGCCAAAGGUGCUAAAGAGAUUGAUAUUGCCGCGACCCUGGAGCACUUGAGGGACCAGAGACCAGGCAUGGUCCAGACAAAGGAGCAGUUUGAGUUUGUGCUGACCACGGUGGCUGAAGAAGUGAAUGCAAUACUCAAGGCCCUUCCACAAUAA
Messenger RNA from Chrysochloris asiatica (Cape golden mole), 3138 nucleotides. RefSeq names its product protein tyrosine phosphatase, receptor type, N polypeptide 2 (gene PTPRN2). The transcript has 22 exons. Bases 1 to 3138 code for a protein of 1045 amino acids. The record is from RefSeq and is a predicted model, not a curated record. Gene Ontology annotation, cellular component: secretory granule. Gene Ontology annotation, biological process: protein dephosphorylation. Lineage: Eukaryota; Metazoa; Chordata; Mammalia; Afrosoricida; Chrysochloridae. Gene Ontology annotation, molecular function: protein tyrosine phosphatase activity.